This is a messenger RNA of Gambusia affinis (western mosquitofish), 928 nucleotides long. RefSeq names its product fumarylacetoacetate hydrolase domain containing 1 (gene fahd1). The record is from RefSeq and is a predicted model, not a curated record. Gene Ontology annotation, cellular component: mitochondrion. The transcript has a single exon. Lineage: Eukaryota; Metazoa; Chordata; Actinopteri; Cyprinodontiformes; Poeciliidae. Gene Ontology annotation, molecular function: acetylpyruvate hydrolase activity. Bases 123 to 788 code for a protein of 221 amino acids.
CUCUUCGGGUAAGCGAAGCAAGAGCGGCAUCUAAUUCCUAUAUGUCUAUGGUUUUACUUAAGGUCGGUCAAAGUUUCCAGGGCUGACCUGUCAAGCUACACCCACUAAGCUAAAGUUUGCCCAUGAUGGCAUCACGGAAUAUUUCUCGGUUCUGGGAAUGGGGACGGAAGAUAAUUUGCGUGGGGAGAAACUACGCAGAACACGCAAAAGAGCUUAAAAACGCCAUUCCUACAGAGCCUGUCCUGUUCCUGAAACCGCCAUCUGCAUAUGUGAGAGAGGGCUCCCCCAUCCUGGUGCCUCUCUACAGCAGCAACCUGCACCACGAGGUGGAGUUAGGGGUGGUCAUCGGCAAAGGGGGUACAGCCAUUCCCCAGUCCGCCGCCAUGGAGCACGUAGCGGGGUACGCGCUGUGCUUGGACAUGACAGCCCGGGACAUCCAGGACAAGUGUAAGUCCAAGGGUCUGCCCUGGACCCUGGCCAAGGCCUUCAACACCUCCUGCCCUGUCAGCGACUUCAUCCCUAAAGAUCGCAUCCCUGACCCGGGGAACGUCAAGCUCUGGCUGAAAGUGAACGACCAGCUUCGGCAGAGCGGCUGCACCUCGCAGAUGAUCUUCUCGGUACCCUAUCUGAUCAGCUACAUUAGCGAAUUCAUCAGCCUGGAAGAGGGGGAUCUCAUCCUGACCGGGACCCCUAAAGGGGUCUCCGCCGUGCAGGAGCACGAUGAGCUGCAGGCUGGCAUCGAGGACGUAGUUACUAUAAAUUUCAAAGUGGAGAGACCAGACCACUAGGAGGAAGAAAUCCGCAAACUGACUGAGAGAAACCAGCAGAUGGCAACACUGAGCCACAAACUAUGAUUAUUUUCCCUAAUUGGGAUUUGGUUGAUUUAGAGAUUGCUGCGUGAUCAGGUUAAUCUAAGCCUGACUCUUCU